Molecule: messenger RNA, 528 nt
Organism: Dictyostelium purpureum
Lineage: Eukaryota; Evosea; Eumycetozoa; Dictyosteliales; Dictyosteliaceae
Exons: 1
Cellular component (GO): mediator complex
Source: RefSeq, a predicted model, not a curated record
AAUAAUAAUAGUGAUAGUAAUGCUAAUAAUAAUAUAAUUGAUAUCAAUGGACCAACUAUAUUGUUUAAAAAUUUAAAUGAAAGUUUAGAAAAGUUAAUAGAAAGUUUAAUUAAAAAUGAUAGAGAGAAUCAAAUAUUUAUCGAAGAUACAUUAGAUAGAAAGAUUGAUACUUUAUUAAAUAAUUCAAAGAAAUUAGAAAGUUAUUUUGUUUCAUUACAAAAUAAAUACAGCGAAGAAAAAAAUAAAAUUCAAUUAAAACAAGAGUUAAUUAAAGUCAAAAGAGAAAUUGAAAAUAAAGAUAGAUUAAUAGAAAAAUACAAAUAUAAAGUUAAAGAAUGGAAAUCACAUUUCGAACCAUUAUAUCAAUCACAAAACCAUAUUUUACAUUCAUCAGCUCAAGGUUUAUCAGGUGUAGAGAAUCAAUUCUCUCCAGUAUUUACUCCAAUGCCAAGCACCCCAAGCAUUCUAUCAAAUCUAUCACAACCUAAACCCUCACCAUCUUUAGGUUUUGGUUCAACAAUUUUAUAA